AUGGUCUCAGACACGGCUUACGAACCUCUGGAGGAUCAACCCGAGGACGACUCUGCGGGAACAGAGCAUUCUCAACGACAGCCAUGGUCUCGCUUUUCUCGGUUUGAAUAUAGCAUUUUCUUCCUAUUGGGAGUCUCCAUGCUAUGGGCAUGGAACAUGUUCUUAGCCGCAGCACCAUAUUUCCAUAACCGUUUCGAAUCAAGCGAGUGGACCGCAACCCAUUAUCAGUCAUCUAUUCUGUCGGUAUCAACUAUUACCAAUCUUGUAACAGCAUAUACACUCGCCAAGGUUCAAAAGAAUGCCUCUUAUCCAUGGCGUGUGACUCUAUCGCUACUCAUCAAUUGUGUCAUUUUCACUCUGCUCGCAUUUUCGACUGUCGUAUUCAAAGAUAUCUCGGUGGGCGCAUAUUUUGGCUUUUUGAUGGUUAUGGUAGUUGGCGCUAGCCUAGCCACUGGUCUUAACCAGAAUGGCGUCUUUGCAUACGUUUCAGGCUUUGGAAGGGAGGAGUAUACACAGGCUAUUAUGAGUGGCCAAGGCGUGGCUGGAGUGCUACCCUGUAUUGUCCAAAUUAUAUCGGUCCUUGUUGUCCCAAGGAAGGGGACCACCGACCAAGGCCCGACAACAUCGUCUCCCGAAUCCGCUUUUAUAUACUUUUUGACAGCCACUGGCGUGUCUGCGUUGGCACUGCUGGCCUUUCUCUAUCUACUCAGAGAAAGACCCUAUACGCAGGUGAAGCGCACUGACCAUGAUGAAGAUUCUAAUCUGGUCGAUCAUGAGAAUCCAGAUGAUCAGACUGUCAGCCUGUGGACGCUUUUCAAAAAGCUUCGAUAUCUGGCCAUCGCCGUGUUCUUAUGCUUUACAGUAACCAUGAUGGCGUUUCCAGUCUACACCUCUGAAAUAUUGUCCGUCAAUGAUCCACAGAAGUCACGGCUAUAUGACCCGCCCGUCUUCAUCCCACUGGGUUUCCUGUUCUGGAACAUAGGAGAUCUUUUAGGAAGGUUGGCUGUUGCUAUUCCCGGACUAUCUCUUGCUCAUCGACCGUGGUUCGCUUUUGUCCUGUCCGUUGCACGUGUAGGGUUCAUUCCACUCUACCUGUUUUGCAAUGUAAAUGGCCGAGGCGCCUUUGUGUCCAGCGAUGUGUUCUACCUCUUCGUUGUGCAAUUAUUCUGCGGUGUCACCAAUGGUUACUUGGCCUCUAGUUGCAUGAUGGGUGCCACCUACUGGGUCGCUCCGCACGAGCGACAAGCUGCCGGUGGAUUUAUGAGCAUGAUGCUUGUAGGUGGCUUGACAGCUGGAAGCCUAUUGAGCUUCCUCGUCGCCGGUUAA
Penicillium angulare is the source of this 1326-nucleotide messenger RNA. RefSeq names its product nucleoside transmembrane transporter FUN26. The transcript has 2 exons. The record is from RefSeq and is a predicted model, not a curated record. NCBI's taxonomy places the organism in Eukaryota, Fungi, Ascomycota, Eurotiomycetes, Eurotiales, Aspergillaceae. Gene Ontology annotation, molecular function: nicotinamide riboside transmembrane transporter activity; nucleobase transmembrane transporter activity. Gene Ontology annotation, biological process: nucleoside transmembrane transport. Bases 1 to 1326 code for a protein of 441 amino acids. Gene Ontology annotation, cellular component: plasma membrane; fungal-type vacuole membrane.